Molecule: messenger RNA, 1694 nt
Organism: Penicilliopsis zonata CBS 506.65
Lineage: Eukaryota; Fungi; Ascomycota; Eurotiomycetes; Eurotiales; Aspergillaceae
Exons: 5
Coding region: 66-1670 (534 amino acids)
Source: RefSeq, a predicted model, not a curated record
CUUGUUCGUGUGCAGAGAGUUGCCAGUGACUACAAAGGAACAGGAACGUCUGCAAUUGCUUUGAUAUGGCUGCCUCAGGCAAACCGGCCCGCCAACUCCCCGUGACUCUCCUCUCUGGCUUUCUGGGGAGUGGGAAAACCACUCUACUCGAACAUAUUCUCAAAUCGCCCGAUCAUGGACUCCGGAUUGCCGUCAUCGUCAAUGAUAUGAGCAAACUUAAUAUCGAUGCUGCGCUGAUAACGAACCACCACAUCUCCCAGACGAAAGAGAAACUUAUCCAGUUGCAGAACGGGUGUAUCUGCUGCACUCUCCGUGGAGACCUGCUCGCCGAGCUGGCUCGGUUGACGAAACAGGAAGAGGUGGAAUAUGUCGUGAUUGAGAGUACAGGCAUCAGCGAGCCGAUGCAGGUGGCCGAGACGUUCACGGCGGAGUUUAGCGCGGCGAUGGUUGCCGCUGACGAGGAGGAGGAAGAAAUUCUCACCGAGAUCAACAAUCUAGGAGGUCUGCAUACCAUCGCCCGCCUCGACACGACGGUGACCGUGAUCGAUGCGUUCAAUGUGCUCUCGAACCUGGACACUGCCGAUUUCCUAUCCGAUCGAUACGGCGCCGAUGCGGUCAUCCCCGAAGACGAACGGACCAUCUCCGACCUGCUGGUCGACCAGAUCGAGUUCGCCGACGUAUUGGUCUUGAAUAAGAUCGAAACUGUCGACGCAGACACCCGGAAACGCAUCCAUGAGCUCAUCGGCCUGCUCAACCCGACCGCCAGGUUGAUCGAGUGUAGCUAUUCGCGCGUCGACGUGCGUGAGAUCAUCGGCACCAACCGCUUUGAUUUCCUCAAGGCUGCCUCGGGGGCGGGCUGGUUACGGUCCCUACAUGAGAUGACCCUCAUGAAUACACCGAGUGGGAAAAAGAUGACGCCCAAGCCUGAAACAUUAGAGUAUGGAAUCAAUAAUUUCGUGUAUACAGCCCGUCGACCAUUCCAUCCCCGGCGUCUCUUCACUCUUCUACACGACAAAUUUAUUCUUCUCCAAAAUAAAGAAGAGGAUGAGGAAGAAGAAGAAGGAGAAGGAGAAGAAAACAGUGACAGUGACGAUAGCAUGAGUGUGGACGGCAGCGAGAUGAGUAUUGAAGACUUUGAACAACCGCCGCCCGAAAAAAUCCUCGCGAAUAAACGCUCCCACCCGGCGUUUUCGACUGUUCUACGCUCCAAGGGCUUUUUCUGGCUCGCCACCCGUUCCUUUCAAUUCGGCGAAUGGAGCCAAGCCGGUGGGAUGCUCACUGUGGGCUGUGGCGGGCCGUGGUUCACAGAGGUUGACUGCGACGAGUGGCCCGACGAUGCAGAUGUGGUAAAAUCCAUCCAGGAUGAUUUCCAGGGUGAAUGGGGUGACAGAAGACAGGAGAUCGUCUUCAUCGGCAGCGAUAUCAACAUGCCGCUCAUCUCCAAGUUCAUGGACGAGUGUCUGUUGGACAAUUCCGAGAUGAAGACUUGGGAGGGCGUGAUGAGACAAAGGCUGUCGAGGAAGGAGACGGAGAGAAAGCUGACUGCGAUUUGGGAGGACGGAUGGGAAGACUGGCCUGAGGAUGUUGAUGAGCAUGAAAAUGGCCAUAACCAUGAGCAUAGCCAUGAUCACAGCCAGAAGAGGCGUAUCAGCGAGUAUCUCAAUAAUUAGAAUACAUCUGUAGUGUGAAUGCGC